Molecule: messenger RNA, 1173 nt
Organism: Phycodurus eques (leafy seadragon)
Lineage: Eukaryota; Metazoa; Chordata; Actinopteri; Syngnathiformes; Syngnathidae
Product: beta-1 adrenergic receptor
Exons: 3
Coding region: 1-1173 (390 amino acids)
Biological process (GO): G protein-coupled receptor signaling pathway
Cellular component (GO): membrane
Molecular function (GO): G protein-coupled receptor activity; peptide binding
Source: RefSeq, a predicted model, not a curated record
AUGCCGUCCUGUGAGCGCCUCCAGCGGGCACGCCGCCUCCGGCUCAGCCCGAAGGUGGAGCUUUCACUCGCGGACGUGGAGUUGGUCGAAUCCAUCGUCCGAGCGCUCGUGUUCCUGGCGGGGAUCAUCGGUAACAACUGCUUGGCCAUCAGCUCCAUCCCCUCCAAGGCAUCUGGCAUUUGCACCAACGAGGCGCUCUUCAUCAACUUUGCGGUCUCCAACCUCAUCACCAACUACCUGGUGGACCUUCCCGACGCCAUCGCCGACCGCUGGUUCCUGGGUGAGGCCUACUGCGGCAUUUUACGCUUCUGCGCCGACCUGUCGGAGACAAGCAGCAUCUUCACCACCUUCUUCAUCAGCACCUUCUGGCAACAGAAGCCGGUGGGCUCCCUGAAGCGGGGAGGCGCCCCCAUCAAGAUGGACAACGUUGGCCUGGUGCUGAGCCUUCUGGCCGGCAGCUGGGCCACAGCUUUGGCCUUCAGCGUGCCGCACUUCUUCUUCGUGAGCGUGGAGGCGACCAAUGAGAGCGAGGAGGACUGCGUGGACGUCUUCCCGGACGCCAUCUCCAGAUGGACCUACGACGUCAUCUACCUGAUGCUGGCCAACGCCCUGCCUCUUGCCGGGAUGCUGUUCCCCAGCGGUCAGAUCGUGGUGACGUUGCUGAAGAACCAGCAGCGCAUCCAAACACCGUUUACGGGCCCAGCGCCGCCUCGCCGAGCCCCGUCUACACGGGCUUGCCCGCCCCCGCUUCCUAUCCGGACACCGGCAACGCCUCCGGAGCCCUCCGAGCCCGGCCAGGUGCGCUCGGGGAAGCCCAACUCCAGCUCCCAGGUGCGGGCGGCCAAAAGUGUGGUGGCGGUGGCCAGCGUGUUCCUGGUGUGCUGGCUGACUCAUCUGCUGCUGCGUAUCACCAACAACUUCCACACCUCCUCGCUGGUGGUGGAGGUGGCCAGCUACAUCGCCGCCUCCUACACCUGCACAAUGCCUUACAUAUUCCUGCACGGACUCAAAAAGCUCACAUGCUCGUGCAAAAAAUACAGGGGGAGAAAUAAGCAGUUAGAGUGCAUCUCAACUGCAGCUCUGGUUCACAAUGUCUUUAUUCUAAUGUCCCUUAGUCAUCGUUUCGAUUCUUGCAAAGGGAACAGAGUAAAAUUAAAUCAAAUUAAGAUCUGA